UCAAGUGUGCGGGUAAACGAAAGAAAAACGUAGAAUAAUUUUCUAAAUCAUAAAUUAUUUUGCGGUAUAUUUUAAAUGACACCUAUUCAGUAGUGCAGAGCACAUAUUAAUUUUGUGUCCGAAAUGGAUGUUGACCAUGAGGACAUUGAUGAGGAUAUUGAACAGUUGAACAAAGUUCUGCAAGACGAAGAUGACGAAGAAGGGGAAGAAAGCGAGGGUGAAAUGCGAAGCCUGGAAUUGGAUGGAGAAUCAUACACAGACAGAGAUGGGUCAAGACCAUCCACAAGUACAGAUGUCACCUCCUCCUUUCCAACAACAUCCAUCUGUACGGACCCGGAUGACAUGUCUGUGCGGUUUGAUUCAUCCACCAUCAAUGCUGAGUCAUGCCUGGCCAUGAACAGGGCUUAUCAGGAAGUGCUACUGGACACGCUCAGGCAGAUUGAGAUGUCCCUCGCAGAAAACAGGACCAAACAGAGCAAACUGCAGCAGGAGGUGAAAGAUGCCAGUAGAUCAUCAAACUAUGAGAAGAAAAUGGCCGGGAAAGGGAAGCGAUGCACAGAGCAGAAUAUACCAUACUUCCGGGACAAGGAUGGCUUUUAUCCACCAGCUAAUGAAGAUGUGAAGAUAAAACAGACUCUGAAGGAAGACAAGACUUACGUUAAAGCCAAACCUGGAUGGUCUAAGACACAAAGGCAAACCUUGAUAAGUGCAGUGAAAGAAGAUGCCAUCCAGCAGCUGGUUAGGCCUCUUCUAAGCAAAUUGGAGGUAGAGUCUGAGAAAGCCAAUAAGUGUAAGAACAAGGAGGAGAUAGAUGCCAGCAAGACUCGAAUACAGCACCUUUAUGACGAGGUUAAUAAGAAACAGAAGCUGUCUGGAAAAGAACUUCUGAAACUGUUUGACCCUGACAAGAUAGACUUCAUGAAGAUCUCGGCCACCAAUAUGAAGGGGAAGUAUGAUGCCACUGAAUGUGAGAAGAUGUGGCGGACAGUACUACAGCCAGGAAUUAACAAGGAAAAAUGGUCCGAAGAUGAAGAUAAGAAAUUGGAAGAGCUUGUAGAGAAACACAACAUGCGAGACUGGAAAGCUAUUGCUGAAGAAUUGGGGACGAAUAGAACACCUUACCAAUGUCUGCAGCAUUACCAAGAAGAGCACUUUGAUUAUGACCAGAGUCCUUGGACCGAGGCAGAGGAUGAAUUACUGAAAGAAGUGGUCGAAACAUGUAGAUACGGAUCAGGAGUUAUUCCAUGGCCACAAGUUGCGUACUACAUAGAGCGGCGAAGCACCAAGAUGUGUGAAAUGAGAUGGUCCAAGGUUGACCCCUCAUUAACCCAUGGCAGGUGGACAGAGGCUGAAGAUAUGGCCCUCCUGGCUGCGGUUCAGCUGAUGGGGAAUGCCUGCGACUGGAACGUUAUUAAGGAUUUUGUGCCUGGCAGGAAUGCUAUGCAGUGUCGAGAGAGGUUUUUGAAAAGUCUUGACAGCUCUGUGAACUUUGACCACUUCACUUACACUGAGGAUAGGAUUGUUCUUCAGUCUUACAAUGAUUUAGGAGCUGAAUGGGCGACAAUAGCCGGCAGAUUGAAAGGUCGUACAGACUGUAUGGUACAAACCAGACACAAACGACUCAUGAAGUGGAAAGCUAUGUACGAAGAGUUCAUGAAACUCCAUAAACCUCUUCAGAGAAAAAUCUUGCACCCAGCGUUUUAUAUUGAUAAACACAACACUAUACAACUGCGUAACCUCCCUGGAUUUAAGAAGGCCACACCAAGGACCUUGAUCAGUAACACAACUAAAAGGAGAUAUAAACAGACAGACGAGGGGGCUAAGAAUAAACAGACAGACAAGGGGUCAAAGGAUUUGAUUGGUGAAGCUAGGAAACUUGUAGAGAUGGGCACUGAAGGAUAUGAGGAAAUGAAAGAUGCUGAAGAUAUCAAAGAAGAGGCUGAUGAUGAAUAUAUAAAGGAAGAAAUUGUUAAAGAGGAGGAAGAGAGCGUAGCUAAUGAGGAGAUAAAGGCACUUAAGCAAGAGUUGCAGGCCUUUGUGGACAGGACCGGUAUUAAGGUGAACGACUACGCCAAACUCAACAGGGACAUUGCUGAAGGUGGCAACUCCACUGUUGUCUGGCGUCCGCCCCCUCUGAGUCUGUCGUCGGAGAGGUAUUUCCGUCAGAUGGUGGACAAAUUCAGCCAACUACAGGUCCUGGUUAAGAGACAGGCACUGAAAGAGAUUAACAAGCUCUAUGACAGUAAAGAGGAUCUUAGUGCAGAAGAUGCACAGCACCUCAAGGUGUUAGGAGAAAUGUUUAGCCAGGAUGCUGCUGACAAGGGAAGGCUUGACCAGUUUACAGAUCGCCUGUAUAAUCUGUUUGGGGAGAGACUGCCGGCCAAGAUGACUGUUCGAGAAUUGCUCGACAUAGCUCGCAGCAAGAAACUUGGCAUCAAGCGGUCACAGUAUAUUCAGGAUGAUGAUGACCCAGAUUUGAUCAAUGAUGAGGAGGAGGAGGAGGAAGAGAAGGAAGAGAAGGAAGAGAAGGAAGAGGAUGAAGAUGAAGACUUUGAUGAUAUUGAAGCUCAAGAGCUUAAAGAAGAAGAACUUGCCAGCCUGACCAAACAACCCUGGGAGGAGAGUGACAGUGAAGACGAGAAAAGGAGGAAGAGAAGGCGAGUGCAGGACAUGGAGAGUGACAGCAGCGACGAGGAGUACUUCACCAAGCUAGAGAAAGAAGCACAGAAGAGAGAGAAGGAGCGAAAGCUGAAGGCUGCUAGACGGAAUUAUAGGGGUUGGUCCGAUGAACAAAAGUUCAAAAUGAAAAAUGCGAUGUCUCAACACGGAGAACUGAACAGAAAGAUAAAGGCUAUCAUCAAGAGGAAGAUGAACCAGACCGGGCCAGGCAGGAAGAAGAAAUACAUUAUGUACCCCAUGAAGAUUAUAAACCAGGACAAGGAGAGAACUCCAGAAGAAUGGAAGAAGAUUGAUAGAAAGUCCUUUGCUUCAUUCACCAAGAGCCUGGAUGUGGACAGUAAGGUUGUGUUCAACAAGGCCUACCAUACCAGAAGGAAGAUCACAGCCAUGGCCAUGUUAAAACCCAUGGAGAAAAUCAAACGGACACGAUCACAGUCAAGACAGGUGCCGAAGAUAAUGGGGGUAUUGAAGGAAGAGUGUAAUGCAGCUGAUACUCUGAUGGACUGUCAGCAAGAACUCAACAUUGCUGAUGAAGAUCUGGACGGGUCCUCAGCUGAUUCCACAGCUGAGCAAAGCACUUCCACUGAGCCGACCAACUACGACCGCUCCCUUCCUUACAUCCCCCCAAACAAGACGACACUUCUGGGAAUGAGGCAGCUCCUCUAUGAACACAAGGCCCUUAUUGACAACUCCAAAGCCUACUUCAAUCCGCAGGAACUGAAGAUGCAGUUAUACAAGCUGAAAACUAACGGCCCCAAUCCACUCAUGAAUGUGCUAUUAGCUGCUGGGAAAGAUAUGGAGAAAAACCGGGCCAAGACAAGCGUAGAACAGCCGAGCCGUAAGAUGAAAUCUUCAUCCCAACAUGUAGGACAGUGCCAACAAACCAUGAGGGAAGUACGCCAGACUCACGACUACCAGAAACUCAAGGCCCGGUUCCAAGCAGUGUUUACAUGGCCAGCUCUCAUGUCGACAGUUGCUAUUCCGAAAGUGCGGACUUUUCCCCCAGCCAUCAUAGAGAAAUUAAAGGAGCCUUCUUAUACUGAAAUUUUUGAGGAAGACCCAGAAAUGAAAGAGGAGCCUGAAGAUGAUGACUUAACAGCAGAUGCUGAUGACGUCAUUCCAGAGAAUGCGGAAGAUGAGCUUGACAAGAAUCUCCCAGAAAUCGAGGCGAUUGAGAAACUGGUGGAGAAAAUCAUGGAGGAAUAUGCUAGGACCAGAAGCACCAGGAGAAAGAGGAUAGAGAGGAAGAGACCUUUGAAGAAAAACUCAAACCAAAAGAUGGGACAACAACAGAGGAUGAAGACCAUGAUCCUCAGACGACUUGGACUAUAUGAAAGAAUGAAAGAGCUUCAGCAGGCUAAGGUCAAGUCAAACAGUUCCAAUCCAAAAGCGGGGCCAUCCAUAGAUCGAACAUACAAACCACAUAUGAGGAAAACAUCCCUCAAUUCGAUCACGGAUCGGACAAGAACUACACGAUCAAAAGGUGGUGUUGAUGAUGAUACAUCUGAGAAAUCUCAAACUGAACCUGCAGACAUUAAAGAAAUGCAGACAAACCCUUGUGAAAAAUCUGCUGGUUCUGCUGAAGGUGUUAAUAAAAGUAAUGAUUUACAAAGACCAACUGAAGAUGUCGUUGAAGAUAUGGCAAUUGAUGAUCAGGUGGAUGAUGUUAAUGAUGACAUUAGUGAAUGUCAAACUGACAAGGCUUUAGAAUUGAUCAAUGGUAAUGCUCAAAAAGUGAUUUCAGGAUCUAGUCAGAUUGCAGAAAACAUAGUGCCUGACAGCGAUCUAAACUCUAAGGUUCCUCAGUCAAUAGAAGAAAGUAAAACUGUUGCAGAUCCAGAACAAUUAGAUAUUACACAGACAGUGGAGAAAGAAUGCCAGAAUGAAGUCCAUCAGUUGAAAGCAAGUGAUAUCACUGUAAAAGAAUCAAAAGAAAGUCAGAAGAUUGUAAAUGAGUCAAUAACAAGUCAGAAUAAUGUUAAUGAGUUGAAUGUUAGUCAGAUUAGAAUUUGCAACCCAAAUACAAGCAAAAAUGAAUCUGAAGAUCAUGAAAUGGAUGAAGAAAUUAACAAACAACAUACAGCUGAAGAGGGAUGUCAGGCCAACUUUGAGGACAGUGAUGAUGAUGAUGUUACACCUCAGGAGAAGUCAACUCGGUCUACUGAGCCAUUAGUUGAGGAGGUGCCUAAGAGGAGGCCUGGAAGACAGAAGGGUACAAAGCUUAAGUGCUACACUCCCAAGGAGAGUGCUAGGAAAUCAUCCCGCCACCCGGUUAUCCCCCCUACUAGUGAUAGUAAAGAAGCUAAAAAGGAUGGGCAGGAUCCAGCAGUAAAGAAAAAAAAGCGACCAAGCUACCAGUUUUCCCAGUCUCGCAUUCGAGCCAUGAUACCAGGGCGUUUUGACAAGCUUGUCGCCCAAAUACCAGAUGUUCCAAUUAUGAGUGAGGCAAUUCCAGAACCAAAAACUAAAACGCGAAAGCAAAGAACUAGGAAGCCUAAGCAGAAUGAGAUUGUCGGCAAUUUUAAACGAAAACGUGUGUCCGCCAAAAUGAAGAAAAUGCUUCAGAGUAAUUAUGAGAUGAAAUGUUUAAAGCAAGCAGAAAAACUGACAAGUUUAAAGGAACAGCAAGAACAGCAAGAAUUACAGAAGUUGAUAGAUAAUCCGAAAGUUCCUUAUCUUGCUAUUCCGAUAUUGAAAGAAAAGGAUGACAAUGAUGAAGAUAUGAUCGAUAAAACUCGCAAAAAUAUACAAGAGAAAUUAUUGAAGGCAUGUAUGACAGCUGAGACAAAUUGGGGUAAAAGCAAAUACAAAGGAGGCAAGAAGCAGAGUUAUUUCUUUAAGCCAAAAGGAGGACAACCAAGAAGCAAAGAUACCAGGCUUGACAAGAAACGAUCCAAUAGAAACACUAGUAAUAUGAAAAUAACCAAAAGACUGGUUAAGAAUAUAAGCAUUUUAAAAUCUGUGAAUAGUAAACUAAGCAAUCAGGGGGAAACUGCUCAGUCAAAGACAUGGACAAGUACAAAUUCAACAUUUCCUGAACUAAAUGCAGAUGGUCAAGAAGAUUUUCAACAAAUUGAGCAACCCAAAACACUUUCAGAAUACGAGCCUUUACUAAUUGACCAACCCAAGACACAUUUACAAAAUGAGCCUUCACAAAGUGACCAACCCAAGACACAUUUACAAAAUGAGCCUUCACAGGGUGACCAACCCAAGACACACUUACAAAAUGAGCCUUCACAGGGUGACCAACCCAAGACACCAAAUAAGAUUAAGAAAAAGAAAGAGACUUUGAAGAAACAGAAAGCGAUCCCUGUCGCAUACAAGGGCGCAUCUGCCAUGGGAAAGGAGGUCUGUAUAAAGUCAACCCAGAAUAUACUUAAAAGAAAACUGGCAAAAUCUGCAAUUGAAGAGAAAAGAAAACUAGUACAAUCUGCAAUUGAAGAAAAGAGAAAACUGGCAAAAUCUGCAAUUGAAGAAAAAGUUGAGGAAGAUUAUCGUAUAGUUAAAGUGGAGAGAGACAAUGAUGAUGAUGAUGAUGAUGAUGAAGAAAUUCCAGCAAAGAUUGCCAAGACUUGUGAAAAUAUUUCAAACUCUGACACCUCUCCAAUAGUUCGAUCUGAAACAAUUGAGCCCUCACCAUCUUGUCAACAACAAACCAUCAAUGAGCAGAACUCAGUACAUAGUCCUAGUUGUGAAGUGACUAGUCGAGCUCUGGAACUACCAAACCAACAACAAAGUACUUCUACACAGAUAGUUUCAAAACCUCACCAAGCUAAUUCUGAAAUUCAAUCAGCUGCAAUAGGGCAAGUGAAACUGUCCACACCUUCAAGGAUCAACCAAUCCCAAGCAGCAGCGGAUACAGCUACUCCACAGCCGGCAGCAGCAUUGAUGAAUAUGCAGAGCAUGUUAGGCCCAAUGAUCAGUAUGAGCCUAAUGCAACACCAGGCUAACAGUUCCGAACCCCGUGGGACUCCAUUGAUCGUACCUGUACCCGUCACGGUGGGAAAUACCCAACAGUUUGCCUUUAUGCCGCUGUUUGCCAACAGUGAGGGGAAGUACAUUAUGCCGGACGGAAAGGAACUUGAGGUCGGGAGUCCCGGGAAUAGUGUCUCUCUGCCUGCCAUAAACUUGCAGCAAAAUCAGAUGACUGCAACUGCUGCUCAUGUUAACAGUGGUGGAGAUUCAGGGAAGACAGACAGUGUGUCGGAAAAGAUGGCCUAGAUGUUGACUGAGUCAACAUAUUAAAUGUUUAAAAGUGAUGUCGUAAAUGACAGGAUUAACUUAAACAAAAUUCUGAACAAUCGGAAUGGGCUAUUUUGAAGCAUUUAAAAUCAGUAUUAAAUCAGUUCAAACAAUUGUUAUAUUAGUGUUGAUUCAGUUAUUUAGUUAUGGUUUAAGAUUGUAUUUGAUUGUUUUUCGCUUCGUUGUUCGAUACAAUUCAAGACUGAAAAUCUGUUGAUUAUGCUUUUCAUUAAUGUUAUUUUUGUACUAUCGAUUGGAAUAAAAUAUAGAAACCA
Messenger RNA from Mya arenaria, 7196 nucleotides. RefSeq names its product kinesin-related protein 4-like. Lineage: Eukaryota; Metazoa; Mollusca; Bivalvia; Myida; Myidae. The transcript is spliced from 35 exons. The coding region runs from base 124 to 6900 and encodes 2258 amino acids. The record is from RefSeq and is a predicted model, not a curated record.